AUGGAUGCGCAAAACGGAUACGGCAACAGCCCCUCAGGCCUCCUCGCUCAAUACCUUUCCCAGGUCGCCACGGCAAUACACAGCGAGAACGGCGCCCUUCUCGCUAGCCUCACAGACCCAUUACUCGGCCCCGACUGGGUAGAACCCCUACAAAGUGACCUUUCACAGUUCCUUUCGUCGAGUGAUGGUGGGACGAGUGGGGCAGCGGAUAGUACGGUUGUAGUGGAUAGUGGUGCCCUUGCCGAGGAUGUGGCGGCGGCGGGGAUUCCAGCGCCGUACGACAAUUUCGUAGUGGCUUUCUUGUCGUAUCUGACGACGCCGGACCCGAGGGAUUUCUAUGAUGUCGCGGCAGGUGUCUUCGCGCAAUUCUGCAACCCGGUGUUCUCGAAAAGCUGGCAUGUUCCGGUCGUGAAGACACUUUGCGAGGGUCUGAUACAUCUAGCCCUCGAGCGCGACAAUUACCUGAAAAGUCUUGGCAAGCGGCGAACCACAGCAACCAACCUGCAGAAUCGGUUUUCGUGGCUCAUGUCGUUGAUUCUCGUCGAUCGACCAGGGUUUCAGGAAACCAAAUCCGCGGCGCUCACAGUCGCAAACAUCGCGUUGCGCUUCUAUGUCCGCAUGGGCGAAUCGCAGCUCUGCACGAAACUCGUCCGGCAGAUCGACUCGAGGCGGCUGGAUCUCUCGAUAUAUCCGAUGAGCCAACGUGUCACGUAUCACUUUCUGGUCGGAAGGUUGAAAAUUUACUACCACAAGUUUCGGGCGGCGGAAAAACAUCUGUCCUUUGCGUUGGAGCAUUGUCACAAAAAUUCCCUUGACAAUCGCCGACGCAUCAUUCCCCUCUACAUCGUAGCACGUCUCAUCCGCGGUCUGUUGCCAAAGCCGCAGCUUCUAGCAAAGUACCAUCUGGAGGAGCACUUCGGACCGCUGAUCGCUGCUCACAAAAAGGGCAACUUCGCGGAGUACGAUCGCAUCGUGAUCGCCAAUGUCAAGUACUACAGUAGUUUGGGCGUGUUCACCAUCCUUCAGCAGCGGGCGAGGAUGAUCAUGUUUCGAAACCUGUACAGGCUUGUAUUCUCCAUCAGCCAAUCGAUGAACGCAAACCCAACUGAAGCGCCCAUGCAGCUCGACUAUAUGCGACUGAUGCAGGCAUCACAAUUCGCUGGGGCGACGGAUUGCACAAACAUUGCGUGUGUCGAGAGCAUAGUGGUAGCGCUGAUCGCGCAAGGGCUUAUCAAGGGAUACACACUACCGACGCGUGGUAUUCUGGUGGUCUCACGAACGAACCCGUUUCCGUCGCCGUACCAACUCGCGAAUACAAGUCGGAAGACUCGGUCAGCGGCAGCCAGAUCGCAACCGGUCCGACGAACUUCUGCGGCCGCAGCAGCUGCAGCAGCUGCCGCUCAUGGUUCUUCUUCGUUCCCGAAUCUGCACCUUGGCUCGUUGCAAGCCCGGCGGCCAGUGAGGCGAAUUUCGGCAGGGUUGAAGUCCCCGACAUGA
Fimicolochytrium jonesii is the source of this 1497-nucleotide messenger RNA. RefSeq lists its product as uncharacterized. The transcript has 7 exons. Gene Ontology annotation, molecular function: double-stranded DNA binding; RNA binding. NCBI's taxonomy places the organism in Eukaryota, Fungi, Chytridiomycota, Chytridiomycetes, Spizellomycetales, Powellomycetaceae. The record is from RefSeq and is a predicted model, not a curated record. The coding region runs from base 1 to 1497 and encodes 498 amino acids. Gene Ontology annotation, biological process: transcription elongation by RNA polymerase II; poly(A)+ mRNA export from nucleus; post-transcriptional tethering of RNA polymerase II gene DNA at nuclear periphery. Gene Ontology annotation, cellular component: transcription export complex 2.